Messenger RNA from Carya illinoinensis, 2027 nucleotides. RefSeq names its product protein NRT1/ PTR FAMILY 5.10-like. Gene Ontology annotation, cellular component: membrane. The transcript is spliced from 4 exons. The record is from RefSeq and is a predicted model, not a curated record. Lineage: Eukaryota; Viridiplantae; Streptophyta; Magnoliopsida; Fagales; Juglandaceae. Gene Ontology annotation, biological process: dipeptide transport; transmembrane transport. Gene Ontology annotation, molecular function: dipeptide transmembrane transporter activity; tripeptide transmembrane transporter activity. Bases 149 to 1858 code for a protein of 569 amino acids.
CCCCCCCCCCCCCCCCCCCCUCUCUCUCUCUCUCUCUCUCUCUCUCUCUCUCUCUCUCGCUCUUUCUGUGUGAGUGUAUUUCUUUGGAUAUCGAGUGGAUUGGGGCGUGUUUGUACGUAGUUGGUCUGGUAACUGAAGUUCAAAGAUUAUGUCGGCACCUCCCACCAUCAGUUCUCCACUUCUAUUAGACACCGUCGAUGGUGCCUUUGACCACAAAGGUCGACCCGCCCUCCGAUCCAAAUCCGGCACUUGGAGAUCCGCAUCUUUCAUCAUAGUUGUGGAAAUGGCGGAGAGGUUCGCCUACUAUGGGAUUGGCUCCAACCUCAUAAUGUAUUUGACUGGACCUCUUGGCCAGUCAACUGCCACUGCCGCCCAGAACGUCAACGCCUGGUCCGGAACGGCCUCGUUACUUCCUCUUUUGGUUGCGUUUGUGGCCGACUCCUUUAUCGGCCGCUACCGCACUAUAGUCGUUGCUUCUCUCAUCUACAUCCUGGGACUUGGCCUGUUGACUAUGUCAUCAAUUCUUCCUUCUCUCAGCUCUUUUGGCUGCCAAGACGCCAGUAAAUCUCUGCCAUGUUCUCCUCCUCAGCCCCUAGUAAUCUUGUUCUUCUUCUCUCUAUAUCUUGUAGCACUUGGACAAGGUGGACAUAAGCCUUGUGUUCAGGCGUUUGGGGCUGAUCAAUUUGAUGGACGAAAUCCUAAAGAGUGCAAGGCCAAAAGCUCAUUCUUCAAUUGGUGGUAUUUUGGUUUAUGUGCCUGUAGCUUAGUAACACUUCCAAUCUUAAACUCUAUACAAGACAAUUUUAGCUGGGGUCUUGGUUUUGGAAUCCCUUGUGCCACAAUGGUGGUUGCACUGGUUAUUUUCGUUCUUGGAACUAGGACUUACCGGUACAGUUUCCAAGGGGAUGAGGAAAGUCCAUUUGUGAGAGUUGGCCGGGUGUUUGUUGUUGCAAUUAGGAACUGGAGAACCACCUCCUCAGCAAUAGCCAUUGAAGAGGAAACUCGCGGAACCUUGCCUCACCAAAGUUCAGAAGAAUUCAGGUUUCUCAACAAAGCUUUGCUUUCACCAGAUGGUUCUAAAGAAGAUGGGAAGGUGUGCAGCAUCGGUGAGGUUGAGGAGGCAAAGGCAGUUCUUAGGCUUGUUCCAGUGUGGUUGACAAGCUUGGCAUAUGCUAUUGUGUUUGCACAGUCAUCAACCUUCUUUACCAAGCAAGGGGCUACUAUGAACAGAACAGUUGUGCCAGGCUUUGAUAUACCGGCCGCUUCUCUUCAAUCCUUUAUCAGCCUUGCCAUUGUUCUCUUCAUUCCCAUAUAUGACCGCAUUUUUGUGCCUAUGGCUAGAGCUUUCACUGGAAAACCCUCUGGCAUCACCAUGCUACAGAGAAUUGGAACUGGGAUGGUUUUAUCUGCAAUUUCCAUGGCAAUUGCAGCUGUAGUUGAGAUGGUAAGGCUCAAAACUGCUCAAGAAUACGGGUUGGUUGAUUUGCCAGGGGUGACAGUCCCAAUGAGCAUAUGGUGGUUGGCUCCUCAAUAUGUCUUGUUUGGGAUUGCCGAUGUUUUCACCAUGGUUGGUCUACAAGAGUUCUUUUAUGAUCAGGUCCCAAGUGAAUUUAGGAGUGUGGGUCUUGCCCUGUACCUGAGUAUCUUUGGCGUGGGGAGCUUUCUGAGCAGCUUCCUCGUCUCAGUCAUUGCGUCAGCAACUGGUGCUGAUGGUCAAGAUAGCUGGUUUGCCAAUAAUCUUAAUCGGGCACAUCUGGAUUACUUUUAUUGUCUACUUUGUGGACUUAGUGUAAUAGAACUGGCUGCCUUCCUAUAUAUUGCAAAAUCAUACAUUUAUAAGAGGGGAAGCACGACAUGAUCGAUUGGAGUCCUCUGCAGCACUAGGAAGUGAUAUAUGGGAGGGAGGACUUGUUGACAGAACAAAAAGAUAUGCAAAAGAAAGGAAGUUCUGCCAUGUAACUUUGCUUGUAAAUGACAAUUUUUAGUCGUUUAAUUGAUUAAAGAGGAAUAAAAUGUUCCUUGACAAA